Penicillium malachiteum is the source of this 783-nucleotide messenger RNA. Its product is annotated as VOC family protein. The transcript has a single exon. Bases 1 to 783 code for a protein of 260 amino acids. NCBI's taxonomy places the organism in Eukaryota, Fungi, Ascomycota, Eurotiomycetes, Eurotiales, Aspergillaceae. The record is from RefSeq and is a predicted model, not a curated record.
AUGUCUAACAACACCCCACUGAUUCCCAUCCUCGAUCACAUCGUCGUUCUCGUGUCUCAUAAAACUCUCCUCGGGAUCGCCGAACACAUCGAGGGCCAGUUCUUCCUAGCCCCAGGUGGAGACCAUGCCGAUGGACUCACCACCAACAGAUUGAUUCUACUUCCAGACGGCGUUUAUUUGGAACUCAUUGCCUUCUUUGACGAUAUCGACCCCGAAAGACGCCAGCAGCAUCGCUGGGGAAAUGAGGCGGAAGGAACCAUAAUCGACUGGGCUUUCACGUUGCCCACAGAAAGCGACUUCAAACUUAUUCAAAAGCGAAUCGGAGACGCAGACACAGAAUUUUCCUAUACAGAUCCCAUCCCUGGUGGUCGCACAAAACCAGAUGGCACUGUCCUAAAAUGGGCAGUCUGCACUUCGAGAGAUGCACAAGGUAGUACGGUGGCACCAGGAUCUCUACCGUUCUGGUGUCUUGACAGAACACCUCGCGCGAAUCGUGUGCCUUACGAAGUAGAGCCAUAUCUGACUCAGCACCCUAAUGGUGUUCAAGGUGUCUUAUCUGUCUCAGUGCAGAUUCCUGCUAGUGACACUUCGAAGUUCAAAGGGGCUUAUGAUGGGAUAUUCGGUGGCGAUUGGCGAUAUCAGGUUCCGUCUGGCUUUAAGUCUAGCCAGCAUAGUGUUUCUCUGACUGAAGGUGAACGCUCGAUUCAUCUGGUUUUUCGUGGACCAAGACCUGGACAAGUUGAGCUGCUACCUGGUCUUCUGCUUCGUAUUGAGUCAGCAUGA